Molecule: messenger RNA, 1101 nt
Organism: Acytostelium subglobosum LB1
Lineage: Eukaryota; Evosea; Eumycetozoa; Acytosteliales; Acytosteliaceae
Exons: 6
Coding region: 1-1101 (366 amino acids)
Source: RefSeq, a predicted model, not a curated record
AUGGACGAGAAGUAUUGCGCUAGUUUAGUGUUGUCAGGUGUUGGCGAUGCUAUUGGAUAUAGAAAUGGAAGAUGGGAGUUCCAAACUAACCCAAAGAAGAUAUGGGAGGAGUACCAAGAGAUGGGAGGAAUCGAUUACAUCAAAGUGGAUAGUAAAGAAUGGAGAGUAUCUGAUGACACUGUGAUGCAGCUGGCAACUUCAAUUGCCAUCACUAGAGACAAUGGCGAUGACUUUGAAAAGACAUGUCAAGAGAUUACAACCGCCUAUAUCAGAUGUUUGGAGGAUAUGGGAGGCAGAGCACCUGGAAGACAGACACUAGAGUCCCUGGCACAUUUCACACCAGGAAUGAAGAAGCAAUUGUUAAAGUGGGAUGAACUUCCAUACGCACCAGCAGGAGGUGGAUGUGGAGCAGCAAUGAGAUCAAGCUGCAUUGGACUUAAGUACUGGUCCCCUGAUGCGAUUGGAGACUUGAUCAGAUACUCGAUUGAAAGUGGCAGGAUCACCCACAACCAUCCAGUUGGAUUCCUAGGAGCAAUGGUGGCAGCUUUGUUCACAUCUUACGCCAUUCAACAGGUGCCACCUCGUCAAUGGGGUACCAAGCUCAUGAAUGAGGCUUUGCCCCUGGCCAAGCAGUACAUUGAGGAGACGAGGAAAGAGCCAAACAGGACAUGGGAGAACUAUGAGAAGGGUUGGAACUACUUUGUCAACGCGUGGACCUCAUACCUGGAGCUGAGAAAGAUUCCAUUCGGCGAACAGACCACCACAGAGAGCAACUACCCAGAGUUCCCAGAGGAAUACAACUACAUGGACAGAGAUAAGUUCUACCACAGUCUUUCAUUUGAUGGAUGGGGAGGAUCCAGUGGACACGACUCUGUUCUUAUAUCCUACGAUGCACUGUUAGGUGCUGGCAGCUCGUGGAAGGAGAUGAUCGAGAGAUCAGCGAUCCAUGGCGGAGAUAAUGACAGCACUGGCGCAAUCGGUUGUGCCUGGUGGGGUGCACUGUAUGGUUUCACUGGCGUGCCAGACAUCAACUACCAACAUUUGGAGUAUCGCCGUGAGCUCUACGCUCUGGCCAAGGCUUUGCUUGCACAGAGAAAGUAA